This is a messenger RNA of Limulus polyphemus (Atlantic horseshoe crab), 3884 nucleotides long. RefSeq names its product ATP-binding cassette sub-family A member 3-like. The record is from RefSeq and is a predicted model, not a curated record. Gene Ontology annotation, molecular function: ATP hydrolysis activity; ABC-type transporter activity; lipid carrier activity. Gene Ontology annotation, cellular component: intracellular membrane-bounded organelle; membrane. NCBI's taxonomy places the organism in Eukaryota, Metazoa, Arthropoda, Merostomata, Xiphosura, Limulidae. The coding region runs from base 103 to 1857 and encodes 584 amino acids. The transcript is spliced from 7 exons. Gene Ontology annotation, biological process: lipid transport; transmembrane transport.
GCUGCAUUUCAGACAGAGGGUUUGUCUUCUGCCACUGAAGAAGGACACUUGUUGCUCUUAUUCUUCGUCCAUGGGUUUGCGGUACUACCAUUCAUCUACUUUAUGUCUUUCUUGUUUCAAGUGCCUUCAACUGCAUAUGUUCGCCUCAGCUUAUUCAAUAUAGUUGCAGGAAUUGCUUGUUUGUUGGCUGUAACUAUUCUGGCGAUUCCCCAACUGGACCUCGUCCAUAUUUCUAAAGCUCUGGAUUGGGCCUUUUCUGCAAUACUACCAAACUACUGUCUUGGUCGUUCAAUCAGUAACCUAUUUCAAAAUGCCAAAUUUAACAAAAUCUGCAAUGUUAAGGACAUCCUGUCCAGCUACUGUCUUGAUGGGUCUUUUAGUAACCUAUUUCCAAAUGUAUCAAUCUGUGAUAUUGCCUCAAGAAUCUGUGAUUCAGUGGACAUUGAAUGCUUUUGUAAUCUUCCCUCAAGUCCUUUUUUUAACAUCAUCAAACCUUGCUGUAAAGGGAAGUGCGGUGAAGUGUGUCUACCUUGGGAGAGGAACUUCUUGUCUUGGAAUAUCCCGGGCAUUGGAAGACUGUUAAUUUUUCUACUCCUUCAAGCUAUCAUCUUCUGGAUUUUAGUUUUUGCUGCUGAAAUUAAUAUUUUUCGGGUGAUAUGGUACAAGAAAAAAAGUUCUUUCGUCACUCCCAUUCAGAGGGAAGAAGAAGACGACGACGAUGAUGUGAGAAAAGAAAGAGAACACAUCAACUCUCUCUUUAUUGAUGACUUAUUUAAAACCAACAUCUUAGUUCUCAAAGACCUCACAAAAUAUUAUGAUAACUUCUUGGCUGUUGACAACCUCUCCGUUGGAAUUCAACGAGGAGAAUGCUUUGGCCUGCUGGGGAUUAAUGGAGCAGGCAAGACGACCACUUUCAAGAUGUUAACAGGCGAUGUGGUCAUUUCUUCGGGAGAUGCUUACAUCGAUGGCUUUAGCGUUAAAAGGAAUGUCAGAAAGAUUCAGCACCAACUAGGCUACUGUCCUCAGUUUGAUGCAUUGAUUGAGCAAAUGACUGGAAGAGAAGUCCUAACGAUGUUUGCUCGCUUAAGAGGAGUCCCGACACACGUCAUCGAGAGGCAGAUUUCAUAUCUCGGCAAAGUGUUAUAUUUUGACACGCAUAUAGACAAGCAGGUGAAGAAUUAUAGUGGUGGAAACAAACGAAAGUUGAGUACAGCAGUUGCACUUGUUGGAAACCCUCCUAUUAUUUUCUUGGAUGAACCAACUACGGGCAUGGAUCCAAUAGCAAGACGGUGCUUGUGGGAUGCACUGGAAAAAGUCCUCAGCUGUGGACAGUCCAUCGUUCUAACAUCUCACAGCAUGGAAGAAUGCGAAGCCCUCUGCAACAGACUGGUUAUCAUGGUAAACGGACAGUUCUGUUGCCUUGGAAGCCCCCAACAUCUUAAAAACAAGUUUGGUCAAGGAUAUAUCCUGAUUGUCAAAGUUGGAUACCACUUUUGGAAGAGAGCUUCUUUGUUAUCAGCUGGAAAUUCACAUCACAAUCCCCUCUUUAGGCCCGUUGUGCGGCAUCAGGACAGCAUUCACAGGCAGGAAGAGGCCGAGACCAGUUUUAAGCGAGACUUGGCAGAAGUAAAGAGUUUCAUCGAGACCACUUUUCCAGGUUGCGUUCUGAAGGAUGCCCAUCAAGGACUACUACAGUACCACAUUCCCGAUAUUAAACUAACUUGGGCCCAGAUCUUUGGAACAAUGGAGCGUGCUAAAGUCCGACUCAACAUAGAAGAUUAUUUAGUAGGCCAGACAACACUGGAACAAGUGUUCCUCACUUUUGCUCGUUCACAGCGUUUCACACGAGAGAACUAAGGUCGGUCUCUUACUUUUAUUUGUUUCUGUUGUAGUUGUUAGUUCACAAACACGAACCCUGCGUGCACUUGCAAAUAUGGUGCAAGUUUAAACAUUCAACUGUGACUUCUAAGUCUAGAUGAGCUUUUAUUUUGCUUCCGUUCGAUAAUUGAAAGGUGCCGUCAGUAAUAACCUUAAAAUAGUGAUCUGUUUUCGGAAAAAACAGGUUCUAGUUAAGGUACUUAAAUCAUCACUUCAGAUUAUCUAAUCAAAAAAUCAGUGUCAAGAAUGUUUUACUUAACCAAUUGCAAAUCUAUUUUUUGAAUACUGUACUAGUGUAGGCCUGUAAUAUUGAAUUCUUUAACCCUUUUGCUGCGUAGUUUGGAUACAUACCUUAAUACCCACCGACCGAGAAAUUCGGAUUUACCCCACGACUACCAAAAAAAGUUUCCAUCUACUGCGACAUGUGGGAAUAUCCCCCUGUACUUGAAACAAUUGCCAAACCCCCUUGCGUGCUGCCAUCUAUGUUCUACACCAUGAAACCUGGAUGUUGCCAACACAUAUAGAAUAUAUAUAAAGACAGCAUCUGUAUAUCUUGGAUAUUGUUAUGUAAAUAAUUUUUUUAUAUUUUGUAAAGAAUUUGGCUUCUUAUUGACUUAGUUUUGCCUAUAUUUAUGUCAUUUACUGGAUCUAAUUUUCUUAAAAUCAUUAUUUUUCACUAUCCAGUACAGUUUUCGAGGAAUAUUACCGUCAGAUAUAGAAAAAGUAAUACAAAGGGUGAAAUGAAUACUUUUAUUUGUUGGAGGAUGUCUGAAAAUUGAUUGGACAGUGAAAGGGUUAAACAAGCUGUCUUGGUUAAGAAAAUUCACGUAGUGCCCAAAUCCGAAUUUCUUGACCUUUUAUACCUUCUAAAGUCAAAAACAAGUCACAUGGUUUUGUUGUAUAAUAGUAAUACAGAUUUUCUAGUUAUAUCAUGUUAACCUAUCGUACAAGAAUUCUAUUUAUCUAUUGAAUCUGUGAUAAAUGAAAACAUAUAUUUAUUGUUGUCCAUCCAGAGUGCUAGUUCAACUUACAAAAAUAUUUGUCUUACUAUCUUCGUCUAAUACUGGUUUUUUUAUGGAUCUCGAAAGACAAGAAUAUAAUUAAGGCUUAAAGAGAUGAGCUUUCUUUACCCUUACUAGGUCACGGCGAAAGUCGAGACCCACUUAUUAACUUUUAGAUUUUAAUAAAUGUACUUUGUUUAAUGGUCCUUUUCUGGAAAGUAAACUUGCAUCAUGUUGAAAUUUGUUUUUGAUGAAACCUCACUGAAUAUUCUGCCAAUGGAUGCCCCCCCCCCAUUUUAUUAACAAAUGUGAUACUGCUACAUUCAUUUCCAAUAUCUGACCUCAAAGUGCAAAUAAACAUGAAGUACUAAACAGUUACUUAAUAGUUACGACCGGCUGUAUAAGAGAAAUUUUUUAUUUCCCUCGUCAGUUGUUAAAUGUACCUUUAGUUUAUUAACUACAAACAACUGUGUUUUAUGUUUUCAUUGCUUGGCUCUAGGUGAAGCAUCCUGACCUAUUACUCUUUAAUCGGUGGUUACAGUAUAAUAGAUUGUUUUGUUUUUUUAAUGUACUGGUCAACCCAGCACAAAACAUCAGAACCUAAAAUCUAAGUUAUUCAAUAACUACACUAAAAAAAAAGGUUAGUUAUAGUAAUAUUUCUAUGGAUUCUUUGUUAUUAUAUUCUGAAUUUCAAGAAUAAAAUUAAGUAAGUAAUGUUUACUAUUUAAUGUGGAAACUAGUCUUAACAUACACAAAGACAGGUAUCGAAUUUUCACUAACCCUUUCGAUGCCUGAUACAUGUGUUUUUGUAGAGUUGUUCAACCUGCUGCUGAACUAUUGUAUUAAUGACACAUACAUAUAUAUAAACUUACGUUUCAUAAAUAUAAUUUCCAGAAUGAGGAAAUAGGGCAAAAUAUGCUUUGGGGGGGGGGGGAUACUACAUAAAAUAAAGUGUGUUUAAAUCUUUUAAUUUGGUGAAUUAUUUGUGCUGUAUUCUAAUAAAAA